GUUCUCCUCGUUUUCGUGGGACCGUCCGUAUUAUUGUUGCUUUUUGCCUAUCGCUCGAGCAAGUUGAAGGACUUCCCAUCAGCUGCAGGAUUCAACGAAAGAAUGGUAGAUACUGGCGAGAGGCUUAUGAAGUCAUGAGGAGUUCACCUUG
This is a messenger RNA of Perkinsus marinus ATCC 50983, 151 nucleotides long. RefSeq lists its product as hypothetical. The annotation marks the transcript as partial. The record is from RefSeq and is a predicted model, not a curated record. Lineage: Eukaryota; Perkinsozoa; Perkinsida; Perkinsidae. The transcript has a single exon.